GUGUUGAACUCGAUACCAUCUACCAGCCUCGAGAGGAAAUUUCGCCCAGUGCUUCAGAUCUGGUCCAGGAACUGCCUUUCUUACGACUCCGCACUACACAAACAUGCCGUCCCUUCUGAUAGCCCGGUUGAUGGAGGAUGACUCCAUCUCAUGGGGCACACAUUUCCCGCGAGGUGCCUCAGGAAACACAUCCAACGGAGACAAAAAAAGGAUAUCGAUCAUCGUGGCAGUAGUGGCGGCUCUCCUCGUCCUGAGUGCCUGCAUCGCACUCGCGGCCAUCUGCCUCUCCAAGCGCCGAAUAAGAAAACAGCAACUCAAGGAGGCACGCCGAAGGGACCCCUGCUUACAUCCAAGAGCCUUCAGCAAGCGGCGGAGGAUGACGCAGGAUGAUCUGCUGCACGAGGCGGAAGAACAGCGGGAGGCUAUGAUCCGGAAGUCACUGGCGUCACGGUCCGGGAGAUCAAUAUCGCAGAGCAGCCAGCUGACCGUCGACUCGUUGGGCACCUCGGAGAUGACCAAGACUGGUUCCGUGUACCGAUACGGGCCGAGGGACGGGGAGGAUGCUUCGAGGCAGCACUCGAGGUCUAAUUCCGACGUCUCGCUGUACGACGAAAAGAGCUGGGAGGCAGGGAAUCAUAUCGGGAGGCCCAGCUCGGCGGCCAGCCUCCAGAGGGCGAGGUCCAAGUCGCCGUUGCCUGGGAUUCCGGCGCCCACUUUGUCAAGGUCUUCUUCGCCGACCAGGUUGCUACAAGUACGAUCAGAACUGCCUCCGCUGCUCGAACCGCACCCCCUCUUGCGGAGGAUGAACGAAGACUCGGAUUCGGAGAAUGAGCAGCUGAGGGGAUGAGGGAUUGCUGUCGCCAGUCACGUGCAGGACUGGGCUGCGUCGAGUAUGCAUGAUGAAUUAAUGACCAUGGAAUGAUAGAGAAUUUCUCAAUACAAGAAAAGGUUAAAGG
Messenger RNA from Cryphonectria parasitica EP155, 956 nucleotides. RefSeq lists its product as uncharacterized. The record is from RefSeq and is a predicted model, not a curated record. NCBI's taxonomy places the organism in Eukaryota, Fungi, Ascomycota, Sordariomycetes, Diaporthales, Cryphonectriaceae. The transcript has a single exon. Bases 104 to 847 code for a protein of 247 amino acids.